This is a messenger RNA of Lotus japonicus, 1108 nucleotides long. RefSeq names its product mediator of RNA polymerase II transcription subunit 31. Gene Ontology annotation, biological process: regulation of transcription by RNA polymerase II. Gene Ontology annotation, cellular component: mediator complex; core mediator complex. Lineage: Eukaryota; Viridiplantae; Streptophyta; Magnoliopsida; Fabales; Fabaceae. The transcript has 6 exons. Bases 168 to 788 code for a protein of 206 amino acids. The record is from RefSeq and is a predicted model, not a curated record. Gene Ontology annotation, molecular function: transcription coregulator activity.
AUUUACACACACACACCUAUAUGAUUCAAAUAACCAAAGACACUCUUCUUCCCAUGGUCUCUCUUCAGCAAACAUCCUCUUUCCAGUGAAAUUCCGGUAACGUCUCCGCCUGUAAUCGAGCUUCCUCCAACAGUGACCGUCUUCAAUUUCUGAGGGUUUUCAAUUCAAUGGCCUCAAAAACCGAUGGCGAGAAUUCAACCGAUACCACUCCAUCAUUGCCAAAGAAUAUAUACAAAGAUCCAGAUGAUGGGCGACAACGGUUUUUGCUUGAAUUGGAAUUUGUUCAAUGCCUUGCUAAUCCUACCUAUAUCCAUUAUUUGGCUCAGAACCGAUAUUUUGAGGAUGAAGCAUUCAUUGGAUACUUAAAGUAUCUUCAAUAUUGGCAACGCCCUGAGUAUAUCAAAUUUAUUAUGUAUCCUCAUUGCCUCUAUUUUCUUGAGCGUCUUCAGAAUGCAAAUUUUCGCAGUGCAAUGGCUCAUCCUAAUAAUAAGGAGCUGGCACAUAGACAACAAUUUUAUUUCUGGAAGAACUAUAGGAACAAUCGGCUAAAACACAUUUUACCAAGAUCACUUCCUGAACCUAGUGCAACUCCUGCACUUCCUGCUCCUGCGUCAACACCAAUACAGCCACCUGUGCCUGCACUGCCACCAGCACCUGCGACCAAUGUUGCCGUGACAGCAUCAUCUGCUCAAGCUCCUUCUCCCAUGCCAUAUGGUAUACCUCCUGGCUCUGGUCUUGCUAAAAGUGACAUGAGGAAUCCUACAGUUGAUAGAAGGAGGAGAAAGUGAAUGUUUGGCAUCUACUGAUUAAAAACGAUUAAACAAUGCAAUAUGGUUGGAUCAGAUAAUCGAUUUAUGUCUUCCUUUUCAGUUGGGAGAUUGAAGUGGUGAUAAUCAAAUCUCGUUAUAUUUGUAGAAAUAUUUGUAAAACGAUUUUACAAUUGGCAAAUUAUCUAUGUGCCUAAUAUUGCUUUUGUUCGGAGUUUAAAUUUCAAUUAACAGUACAAAUUGGGAGAAGCUGUGGGUCAUAAUAUCGAUUAAAGUGAUAUGGUUCUUGUAACCACGUCGCUGCCUUAUUCUUUAGUUGAAGAUUUUGAUUGGGCAGUUCA